Coccinella septempunctata (seven-spotted ladybird) is the source of this 1858-nucleotide messenger RNA. RefSeq names its product tyramine/octopamine receptor-like. Gene Ontology annotation, molecular function: G protein-coupled receptor activity. Gene Ontology annotation, cellular component: membrane. The record is from RefSeq and is a predicted model, not a curated record. Gene Ontology annotation, biological process: adenylate cyclase-activating adrenergic receptor signaling pathway. The coding region runs from base 214 to 1527 and encodes 437 amino acids. The transcript has 7 exons. NCBI's taxonomy places the organism in Eukaryota, Metazoa, Arthropoda, Insecta, Coleoptera, Coccinellidae.
UGAUCGGGCGCGACGCUACGUAGUCAAAAAAGCGCUAAUCGCUUGUGGUACAAUCCGCUACGGCUUAAGUGACAUUAACCCAAUCGGCCGAAGAGGCUUUUUCUGGAUUUUUUCUCGAUAAAUUGCCUGAUAAUUUGGGGAUCUUAGAUUGGAGGUAAAAAUCAAUAUGCAAACUCCUAGUUUGACAUCCAUUGUGGAAAGAAAUGAUUAGGUAUGACAACGAACGUCUCCAACUCGAGUAUACCAGAUGAUCUCCUCUACAACAGCCAACCGUCUAUCUUGGAUGAUUCAACUAAAGAAUUCCAGAAGAUAGCGCUUGCCAUCCUUCUGAGCAUAGUGAUAGUUAUAGUGAUUUUGGGGAAUACGCUGGUCAUACUGGCGGUCAUAACGACUAGGAGGUUGAGGACGGUGACGAAUUGCUUCGUUAUGUCCCUCGCCAUCGCCGAUUGGCUCGUUGGCACGUGUGUGAUGCCUCCAGCUGUCGCCAAUGCUCUCAUGGGAUCAUGGGAGCUGGGAUGGAUUCUGUGCGAUAUAUGGGUGUCUCUGGACAUCCUUCUUUGUACGGCUUCCAUCUUGAGUCUGUGUGCCAUCAGCGUCGACCGUUAUUUGGCCGUCACUCAGCCUCUGACGUACUCAAGACGGCGGAGAUCCAAGAGAUUGGCUCUGGGGAUGAUCUUGAUAGUCUGGCUCAGCUCAGCGCUCAUCACUUGUCCGCCAAUGUUCGGAUGGUAUGAACCCGGACGACAUGAAGACAAAACAUGUAGAUACAACAAGAAUACCGGUUAUGUAAUCUUUUCUGCGAUGGGUUCUUUCUUCAUCCCCAUGGUGGUGAUGCUUUACGUUUACAUGCGUAUUUCAUGCGUUGUGGCGCAGCGACAUGACAAACUGGAACAUAUUGAUGUCCACUCCAAGAAAAAUCACAAAUUAGUUUUACAAUCGCGAGAGGAAUCAGACCCGGACAGGGGAUCAUCAGAAGGUGAAGAAAUAUGUCUUAGGACAGCUAGUUUACCGCAAGCGAACGAAAGAAACUACAAUUACAACGACAGGAGGAUCAAAUCCUUCAGGAGCAAAACCAAAUCGAUCAGAUCCACCAACAGCUCGUUCAACGAGGACAAACUGUCAUCUUCCAGAGGCGCCAGUUUCUACAAAUCCACAGUGACCGGCUCCAGAUCGCAGCCGGAUUCCGUCAACUUGGACGCUGGCGCCAUCUUGAAAUUCGAACCGGCUUCCAGAGUGUCUUCCUUCAGGCGGGAGACCAAGACCGCCCAAACCCUGAGCAUCGUUAUGGGAGGUUUCAUCGCCUGCUGGCUCCCUUUCUUCAUCUUCUACCUCCUGACGCCCUUCAUGCCGAGCAAUGAUAUCAACGCGCUGAUCAUGUCUUAUCUCACGUGGUUGGGGUGGUUCAAUUCCGGGAUAAACCCGUUCAUUUACGCUUUUUACAGUCCGGAUUUCAGGAUAGCCUUCUGGAGACUGACAGUGAAGCAUUUCACCAAGGAGAGAAAGCCAGACAUCUCCUUCCAUAAAUGAGGACAUGGAUGUUAGAUUUAUUGACGUCUUUCACUAGGAAUAUUUACGGGGGAAGAGAGAUCUCUGUAGUUGGGAAGUUUACUUGCUCUGGUGAUUUCGAGUUUCAGAUCCGGACAACAAUAGAAAUGGAGGAAACAGAGCCGGAAGCUAAGUGAGCGUUUACUCAGUUGCGGCUUCCCAAGAAACUCCGAAAUAAACAAUUCUCGCUCGUCAAUAGGGGAGUUUAAUAAUUUUUCGGAAGUAUUCAACGAUAAUACCUACUGGGUGAUUGUUUCAACAAGUCCAUUAGAAGUAUGGAGAGAGCAGGUCCGCAUUUUAUUUAUUUUAACUC